GUGCGAGUAAAACGAAACUCGUGCCUUUCCGACUCUGUACGGUACUCUUUGUUCAGCUUCACCGUCGAUGGCAGCUCCGUGAGCAUUGGGCAGGACUUCAGUAUUACUCAAAGGCAGGCGGUCGUGACAAUGGAAAAAUGAACCGGACAGUGAAGCGUAGGAAGGGGGGAAAAAACGCUUUUGGUGCCACUUCCCCACCUUUUAUUGACUACCUGAAGGAGAUUUUGAGAAGAUACCCGGAUGGGGGACAGAUAUUGAAGGAGCUAAUACAGAACGCAGAUGACGGACAAGCUUCUGAAGUUGUGCUCAUCCAUGAUGAGAGAACAUAUGGCACGCACAGUGUGUGGACUGAGGCUCUUGGAAAGUUUCAAGGACCUGCUCUCUAUGCUUACAAUAAUGCCGCCUUCUCUGAAGAAGACUGGGAGGGUAUACAGCAAGCAGGAAGGAGCAUCAAGCAGGACGAUCCAACAAAAGUGGGGAGAUUUGGGAUUGGCUUCAACUCUGUAUACCAUGUUACAGAUUUGCCAUGUGUGUUUAGCUCCAAACACCUUGCUGUUUUUGACCCUCAAAAGAUGAUGUUUGAUGAAGAACGUGAGGGCUAUCGAUGGUCACUGGAAGAUGAAGAGGACAAAGAUCACCUUGCAAAAUAUACAGACCAAUUUAAGCCUUUUCAAGAUAUUGUUAGUCUAGUCUUCAGUUGUUCUUGGGACGAAAUCAUUAGAGGAGAGUACUUCAAAGGAACACUUUUCCGAUUCCCUUUGCGUAAUGAACCUUCGGAGAUUUCUGAUAACUUGUACAAUGCCAAGAAGGUCACGCAACUCUUUGACAGCUUCAUUGCAGAUGUGGAUAUUAGCCUUCUGUUUCUGAGAAAGGUGUCAUCCAUUUCUUUGCUUCAUAUUGACACAAAUGGGACUGUUAAUGUCAGGAUGAAAGUUUCUGUGUCAUCUUCAAGUCCUCUCCAAGAAUGUGGGAUGCUUGAUUUCCAAAGAGAGUACGUAGAAGGCACAACCAGUUUUAAGACUGUGUCCUGUAAUUCGCCAUCUAAGGAAGAAACCAAGACCAAGUGGCUAGUGACAGCCUGUCAUCUAAAAGAAGGAUGUGUACCUGAGAUUGACACACUUGCUGUCAAGAUGAGUUUUCAUCCUCAAGUUGAUGUAGCAUUUCAGUGUGAUCAAAAUGGAACACAUGCCGCUGGAGGUCUGAGCUGCUUUCUGCCUCUUCCAAACAACGAGGCAAAUAAAACCGGGCUCCCUGUUCACAUUAAUGCAUGCUUUGGCCUUACAGACAACCGAAGGUACAUCAAAUGGCAGGAGGUUGACCAGAAGAACGACGAAGCCGCCAUGUGGAAUGAACUGCUGGUGAAGGAGGUGCUUCCUCAUGUAUAUCUAAUGAUAAUACACGAUGCCAUUCAGUUGGCCAGAAAAUCCAAACUGCCUGCCAGCACUGUUUACAAUCUUUGGCCUGACCUGAGCAAGACAAAACACAGGGUCAGAUGGCAUGAGGUUGCAAUGGUUUUUUUUAAAUGGUUAUUACAAGGUAAAGAAGUAUUUUAUCUUGCCGAAAAUGAGACAAGCUGGGUGGGCAUUUCUGAUGCAGUUUUUCUGAAUGGCACUGUUGAUGCAUGUACAAUGUCUGCAGUUGCCCAGCUAUUGAUUUCAGAAGGAGAAAAUCUUGUUACUGUACCUGAACAUGUACUGAAGGCAAUAGAAAGAACUUUCCCAGAAGCUGGCAAACUGCAUUGGGUGACCCCAUGUUUAGUCAGAACCGUGCUCUGCAGAAGUGAGCUUGGACGUCUUUGUAAGGGUGACAAACUGUCUCUCUUGGAGUAUGUGCUUCGUGAUGGAAACUAUAAAGAGCUACAUGGUCUACAGCUUCUGCCACUUAGUGAUGGAAGGUUCAGAUCAUUUACCAAUGAGGAGGAUGACACCGCUUUGAUUGACAGUGAAGAGUUUCCACGAGUGCUGUUGCCAUUUUGUAAAGAGAGGUUUUUGCCUGAUGAUCUGAAAUGCAGCACAAUCCAGCAUAUAAGACAAAUGGCUGUAAAAAACCCAGAUUUGUAUGCACUAAUUAAUUUGGAUGCAAAGAAUGUUGCCACACUCGCAAAGAAACACUUACCCAGAGACUGGAAAGAGGGACAAGGUCAUGUGAAAUGGAAUUCUGGUAAACAGGAUCAUCCACCAAAAACAUGGCUGACAGAAUUUUGGAAAUUUCUGAAUACUCACUGGGACGAGCUAAAGGAAUUUAUUGGCAUGCCUUUAAUCCCCCUGGAACCACUUCAAAAAACAGGUAGCUGUACACUGUUGGCAAGACUAGAGAAGAAUUCCACUUUAAUAUUCCAGAGUAGCAGAGAGUCUAGCUUAUCAGAUCAAAUUCAGAAGGUGCUGCAGACGGUGGGAGGCACAAUCAUUAAAAAGGAUGAGUGUCUGAAGCAUCAUGACAUUGAAAAUUACGUCCUGCUAACUUCACCAAAGAAUGUUCUUCAAGUCCUCUUGAACUGUAACGGAGACAAGGUCAUCAGUGGCAUCACUUCUGCUUCCCUUCAUGAAAAAGAAGAGCUAAAGACGUAUCUCUCAUCUUUAGAAAGUCUCUCGGAGGCCGAGCAAAAUUUGCUCUCAGCUCUGCCCAUCUUCCGACUGAUGUCUGGAAAAUACGUUGCUGUUCAGUCAAAACAGGCAGUUAUUUUGAAGUCCAACCCAUCCAUCCCACAUGAUCUGCCCGUGCCUGAGACCAUUGUGCAGUGUGCGAAUGAAGCUGAUCGCAGGCUGCUGACUCUUCUGAAGGUUGAUCUUCUAGAUGCAGCGCAGUUAGCCUUUCAGCUGGUGAACUGCAUUGAGAAAAUGUAUUUCAGCAAUGAAGAUGAGGAGAAGGUAAUGACUUGGAUACUGACACAUGGAAACAUCCUCUUCUCACAAAGUGGGGAAUUGCUUGGUAAAAGCAAGAAUCUGUCUUUCAUUAAGACAGAACAGGGAGAGCGUAAACAACCGUCAAGUGUAUUUGAUCCCACAAACAAAGUUUUUCAAGAUCUUUUUGAGGAAGAUUUCUUUCCGCUACCAGUUUACAGAACCCCAUUGAUGCUUCAGAGCUUGAAACACCUUGGUCUACAAAUAAAAGAAGAACAAAUUUCCUCAAUAGCUUUACUUCACGUUGCCUCACAAAUCCAAAAACUCCAUGUUCACUCACGAAAUAAGGCAUUUAAAAAGGCAGAUGUUCUUGUAAAAGUGCUGAAUAGAAAUGAUUUACUCUCAAACUUCUCUGAUAAGGAGAGAAGAGAGCUUAUUCAAAUGCAAUGGGUGCCAUGUGAAAAUCCAAACACCUUGAAUAUGAAAGGCAAUCAGAAGAGGGGUCUCUACAAACCAUCUGAAAUAAGGGCUUCAAAGUAUUCCCCAAUUGUGGGACAUGUCAUGCCACUUACUGUAGAGUUAAGUGAGGGUGUUUGUGAAAAACUCAACCUUCUUACCCCUCCUCCAGCUGAAAAGGUCAUGGAGAACCUGUGUGUUUUGGGAUCAAUGGCUCCAAUCAUGGCCAACCCAGAUUCAGAUUAUGAAUUUAAAAACAAAUUACACAGCACUUACAAAUUUAUGCAAGAAAACAUUGAAUAUUUCAGAGGAGAGAUUAACAAGAAAUGCAUCGCCUGGCUCUGGUGCCAGAACGAGUUUGUGUCGCCUCGAGAUGUAGUGCUUUUCUAUCCACCUGAAUUGGAUCUUUCCCUUUACAUCAAGAAAGUGCCACAUGAAUUUUUACCAUAUGCCAAACUGCUGAAAGAGUUUGGUGUAAAGGAGUCACUCAUGCACGAGGAGAUUGAAGACAUAUUUCAUGACAUAAAACAGAGCAUUGAUGACAGAGACCCACCUUUUGGUGAGGCUUCGGAACUCAAGGUGUCCAUAGCCAUCCUUGAUUGGAUGCGAAAAAAUGAAAUGCCAUUGAGUGGCAGUACCCCUGUGCCCGUCAGGGCACCAAACCAGAAUUUCACUCUGCAGCCGUUGAAGAACACAGUAUUCUGUGACAUCAGUGAUGAAGGGUUAGAUGACCUGAGACAAGACCAGGAGGAAUUCCACGUUAUUCAUGAGGAGGUACUAAGUGUGACUGCAAAAUGGCUGAAAAUUCCUUUGCUAAGUACCCGCAUCUUAAAACCACAGUUUAUAAGAGUCGAGGAAGAAUGUCCAGGAAUUGAGCAAUGUGGGCAAGCAGAGCCAAUCACACAGAGAAUUAAAAACAUACUCAAGGAGUACGAUGAGGAAAGUGACAUUUUCAAAGAACUCAUACAAAAUGCAGAAGAUUCUGGGGCAAGAACAUGCGGUUUUCUCCUUGACUUCAGAGUGCACCUUCCCGAAAGCCUCAUUGAUGAUGGAAUGGCCUUGUGCAAUGGGCCCUGUCUUUGGGCCUUUAAUGAUAAGCUUUUUUCAGAAGAAGACUGGAAAAACAUUGUCAGAAUUGGAUCCAACUCAAAAGGAAACAAGAUUGAGAAAAUUGGUCACUUUGGACUUGGUUUCAAUGCUGUUUACCACGUGACGGAUAUUCCCUCUAUUUUAAGUGGAAAAUGUCUUCUCAUUCUUGACCCAAAUGUCACCCACUUGGAAAAACACAUUCACAGCGAAGCAAAUCCUGGAAUUAAACUUGACUUGUUUCAAGAACGGCUGUUCAGGAGAUUUCCUGGGCAGUUCAAACCCUAUCAAGGAAUUUUUGAUUGUGAUCUAUCAAGAGCUAACCAUACAUAUUACAAUGGAACCCUGAUUAAAUUACCAUUUCGCACUGCAGAAGAGGCUCUUAAGUCAGAAAUUAGUUCUAAAGUGUAUGACAAAGAGCGCAUAAAUGCCUUUCAGGAACAUUUCACUAGUGAUUCCCAAACUCCUCUGCUAUUUCUACAGAACAUAACGUCUGUGCCUUUUCAGAUCAUUUCUGAUGAUGCUUUCACACCUCCACUACAGGAACAAAUUCAGACACUAUUCAAAAUCACCAGAGAGGUAGUAUGUUCCAUUAAUAUUUCAAAUGAAUCCCACCUCCAAGAGAUCAGGGACACUUUGGAAAACCUUGACAUGAGUUUCCACAAGAUUGUUGAUUGCUUCACAGCACACAUUGAUAAAAUAAUUCAUGAGCAUGCUGGGACAUCCAGCAGCCAGUAUUGGCUUCUUUACUCAUGUCUUGGAAGUAAAGAUUCAAUGAGAAUGUUUCAGAGAGAAUUACAAGAGUUAAAGUUUUCCUUGCCAGUUGGAGGAGUUGCUGUACCUCUACAAAGAGAAUCAGAAAAUGUAUGGUCCCCUGAUGAAAGCUGUGAGGUCGGUCAGGCUUUCUGUUUUCUGCCUCUUCCAAUUGAGACGGGCCUCCCAGUUCAUAUCAAUGGGUCUUUUGCAGUCACAUCCAACAGGAAAGCUCUCUGGGAAAGUGGUACAAAAAAGGAAUGGAACAAAGCAUUACUCCAAGAUGCUGCAGCCACUGCCUACAUUACUACACUGCUUGAGUUGAAGAACCUGGCCCAAAAUGGGAAUCUUCAAAAUUAUGCAUACUGCACAUUCUGGCCUGAUGGUGAAAAAGUAGGUAAAGCAUUUCAACCCUUGGUUCAUGCCAUUUACUCAGCUGUUGCACAGAACACAAAGGAAGGAUCUCUCAAACUCUUUAGUAAUGGACAAACAUGGUGCUCAAUUAACAAUGCAAGAUUUCUGGAUCCAAAUAUUGAAGGAAAUGAAGCAGUGGGAGAUAUAGCUCUGAAAGUGUUCCUAAAUGACACAGACUCUGGCUACUGUGCCGUUCCUUUGCCAUCAUGGGUAAGAAAUAGUUUUAUUCGUUGUGGUUUCAGUGAGGUGAUAAAAGAGAAGACAUUUCACUGGGUUGAGUUUUAUCAAAUGGUUUUCAAAAACUUGAAAAACAUGGAUGCGCAUUGUAGAAAUUGUCUUAUUUUGAAUGCUAUUGACAUGAAUGACCAAGCAGUUGAUGAACUCCUGAAAAGCAAUCCAUGCAUUCCGACACAGAAAGCUGGGACACUUCAGUUCAUCAGCAAACUUGUGAAUCCUCAUGGGAAAGUGGCAUGUCUGUAUGAACCAGAAGAAGGGCGCUUUCUUGAUGAUGGCCAAAAUGAUUAUUUUACACCAAAACGGAUCCAGCGACUGUUGGGUUUGGGGAUGCUGAGUGACGUUCUCACACUUGAGGAAGUUGUAGAGAGAGCAAAGACCAUUUCCAGAGUUUGGGACCAGGACAAAAUGAAAGCACAGAGACAUCUUCAAUGUCUCUUUGACUGUAUGAAGGGAUGUUCUCAUGGUGUUGAUUCCCCAUACUGGGAAAUAUUGGCACAUGUAUCAUUUCUUCCUGGCCAGAUUAUUGAUCAGGACAAUAGUAACACAUCCGUCCUUAAAAAGCCAUCUGACGUGUACAGUUACAGGUGCUACAACUUGGUGAACAUGAUUGAAUUCACUGUUGAUCAUUCAGUUCUGCAUAUACAGCCAGAUGACCCCCUCCUCACAAAAUUGAGGGUGAAUAAGAGCCCACCAGUUGAGACAGUACUCAAACAACUGAAGGAGGUCUAUGAUCGUUCAGAUGCAAUUGAAAAGUCAGAGCUCCUCAGUGUGACCAAAAGCUGCUACGAUUAUCUCAACAAGUAUUUACUUGAUGAUGGAGAUCCUACUGAUAUUAUUAAACAUGCACAAUCAAUUCCAUUUGUUUUUAUUGAAGACCGCUUUGUAAAUGUGCGCUCAGUAGCCAAGACCCAGGAAUUUGAGGGAAAACCAUACCUGUACGUCCUUCCUCCCAUUUUCUCCAAAUUUGAAAAGCUCUGGCACUGUGUUGGCAUCAAAGAAAGGUUUACUGCAGACCAGUUUACUGCUGUACUUGAGGAAAUGAGCACCGUGCCUGGCCCACUUUCAAACUCAGACCUUCAUAUUUGUCACAUCAUAGUUAUAAAAGGAUUGUAUGAGUCUAAAGAAGGCAAGGUUAAAGACUGUCUCCUACCUGAUGAAAGAGGUGUGUUGACAUAUGCAAGUGAACUCAACUUCAAUGACAGUCCUUGGAUGCCACAGCAAGCUGAGCUAAAUUUCUGCCACAAACUGAUAUCGCGUAGUGUUGCAUGUUAUUUUGGCGUAAACACAACAAGGCACCACACACUGAAGAAUCAUGAAGUUGCUGGAUUUUCGCCUUUUGCUAAAGAGUUUGGACAACGAGAGAAACUCACUCUUAGAAUAAAAAACAUAAUUGAAGCAUAUCCAGCUAAGAAAGAUAUUCUUAAAGAACUCAUUCAAAAUGCUGAUGAUGCAGGGGCAACGGAAAUCCACUUUGUGUGGGACAAAAGAGUACACAACACCACAAAAAUAUUUGGAGACAAAUGGGAGUUGCUUCAAGGCCCAGCACUAUGCGUGUACAACAACAGCAAGUUCUCUGAUGAAGACCUACAAGGUAUUCAGCAUCUAGGGGAAGGAGGAAAACGAGGCACUUUGGGAUGAACUGGGAAAUAUGGAAUUGGUUUUAAUUCGGUUUACCAGCUGACCGAUUGCCCAUCUGUAUUAUCUGGUGAUGAAUAUCUCUGCAUAUUUGAUCCGAAUCUAAAAUAUGUCGAAAGUAGUACCCAAGAAUCACCAGGCUGCAUGUAUUCCAUGGAAGAAAAAUUCAAAGAGUCUUUCAAGGAUGUUUACCAUACUUUUCUUCCAGACAAAUUUGACCUUAACUCUGGAACAAUAUUCAGGCUUCCCCUCAGGACAGAAAAAAUGGCAGAUCUAUCAGAGAUAUCUAAACAUGUAGUUGAAGAUUACGAAAUGAAUGAACUUUCCCAAACUUUGACUAAAGAUCCUGAGGGACUGAUUCUCUUCUUGAAGCACAUCACAAAAAUACAGUUCCAUGAGAUCAGCACCAAUGGACGUGAACAGAAUUAUUUUCUAGUUGAGAAAAAUGUCUCGGAGAAUAACAUACAGGAAAGGGAAUGUUUUCAUAACGAUGUUCAGAACUGUCUCAGAUCUGGAAAUGUAAUUCCAUGUCAAGCAGUAUAUAAUGUGCAGAUCUCAUAUGGAGAAAAGCACAGCCAGUGGGUUGUUGCAGAGGAGUAUGGUUCCUUCACACAAAGCCAUGAGACAGAAGACCACUCAAAUCGCAAGGUCUCUCAAGUGGCCCUGGCAGCUUGUGUGGACAAAAAAGCAGUGGGAAAUGAAUUUCAUGGAAGGGUGUUUUGCGCUCUACCACUGCCAAUCGAAACAGGUCUCCCUAUCCAUGUAAAUGGAAACUUUGAAGUGGAUUUUUCUAGAAGAGAUCUCUGGAAGGAGGAUGCUGAGAGUUUAAAGACUGAGUGGAAUCAGUCAUUGAAACUAAACUCUAUUGCACCUCUGUAUGCUGACCUCCUAACAUUUCUCUGUGCAACUUUUAAACAGGAUAAGCCCAGCUGUUUAUAUUCUCUUCAUCACCUGAACUCUCAUUUCCGUUAUUUUCCGACUAUGUCAAAACUUGUUUCACCAGUUUGGCACAAAAUGAUCAGUGAAGUCUACAAGUCAAUCCACAAACGAAACCUUCCUGUGAUACCAGUUCUAAGAUGUGAGGAUCAUUCACAUCUCUCAGGUCCAAAAUACAGAGUUGAUUGGUCCAGUCUCUCAAAACCAGAUUCAAUGGAUUCACCUCAUUUCACUACAAGCACCAAUAAUGACCUCUUUGACAUUUUGGAGAGCAUUGGAAUGAAAAUAGUACCACCCACUUGGAAAAUUUUAGAAGUUAAAGAGAGUUUUAAAACCGCUGGAGUGGAAGUGGUUGAAGUUACUCCUUUGUCAGUGAUAAGUUAUCUGAAGAAAAAACCACUGAAUAAUCCUUUACAGACUGAUGAUGAUUUACCCUUAGCUAUUAACCAGACUUUGCUUAAAGAUGCACAAAGUUGUUCAAAGAUCCUGGAUUUUUGCAUAAUGACUGAAGAUAACAACUCUAGCUCUGUUGACCUCAAUGGGCUCCCUCUUCUACUGACUCAAGACCAGAUGUUAAGGAAAUUCAACUCUGAUUCGCCAAAGCUAAUGUCAAAAUUUAGCAAAAUGUUUCAUGGACAUGAGGCCAAAUUUGCAGAUUUUUGUGUUAAUAGUAAACACAUCAAAAUUUUCCAAGAGGGUAAAUACAUUGAAAAAUUAUCUAUUCCUAUAGCAGCAAAGAUUUUGAAACCAAUACUGCAGCAACUGCUCGAAGAGUCAUUAUAUAAUGAAACAAAUGGACUUUAUACAGCAAGCACACCCAUGAUAACAUGGCUAAAAACACUUUGGAACUUUUUUAAGGAUCAACUCAAAGACGAUUCCCAAGGUAAAGACAAAGGUCAAGCCUUUAGUGAAGUAAAAACACACUUCCUUGACAGUCCCAUUUUGCCUGUCAUUUGCCCAAGUCAAAAUAAAUGUUUCCUACAAACAAUCAGGAAUCUUCAAAGUGUUGUUCUUGAUUGUCAAGAGUUCAUUUCUCCCUCUCUCAUCAAACUUGGAUUCAUGGGGAUAGACCAUACAUUUUUCCAAGGUUUUCAUCUGUUUCUGCAUAAUUAUGUAGAGCCAGAACUCUUAAAUAUCAGAGACACCACUUCUGUUUUGAAACAGCUGUAUCACGUUCAUGAUUCGCAGUUUGAGAUGCUUUCUGGUGAAGAAACUGAUGUGCUUCAACAUUACUUGCAAUCUGGGAUCAGCUUCUCCAAGAACACAGAUGAGUAUAAAAGGAUGCUCAAGUCCUUGCCCUUAUUUGAGACAAUAUCUGGAAAGCGUCAGAGGAUUAAUUUGCAUAGAAAUGUAUUCAUUCUUCAAGCUGAGUUCAAAGGAAGCUUUCCAGACUUGUACAUUUUGGAUGAUAGUAACACAGUUUUCCUUAAGGACACUUCAAUAAACAAAAACUUGUCACAAGAUCUAAACAUCCCAGUUUUAGAGGACUUAGAAUAUUGUGUACAAUUCAUGCUUCCCAACGUGCAGAGCCUGACGGAGACCCAGCUUCUUGGUUUAUUAAAACUCAUAGUGAAACUGAGGGAAAAAUGUAGCUACAAGAAUUAUCAAGACACUAUUGCCUCAAAACUGAGAGAUGUCCAACUUAUUCGAGAUGUUCAUGGCUACCUUCAGAAGGUCUCAUACUACUUUGAUGACAAAGUAGACAUUUAUAAGGUUAUGCUUCUAAAAGAGAGGUUUGUGCCAAAGGAAUUUUGGGAGUUGUUCAAAGAUUCAAGUGCUCAAGCAAAGUGCCUUCUAAAGGAAGUGGGACUGAAACAUAAGGUGUCAGUGAAAGAGAUAAUUGAAUUCGCUCUUCAAAUUGAAUCUGAAUCUGGUGCUGGAGGUAAUACUGAACUGCAAGUUCUUAAAUGCAGAUCCUUAACAUUGCUUAAGACUAUUCUGAGUGAUGAGAAAAAAUAUAAAAUUUUGCACAGAAUUGCAACCAUCAAAUUUAUUUUUCCCAUGCAAACUGAGUCAAGACUUCAUGAUUAUCACAAACCUUUUGCUGAAGAAAGAGAAGUUGUAGCCAUCAAAGGAUCACUGUUGGAAAAAAAUCCUGGUCAUCAGAGUCUCAUAUGGACAGCCAUGCCCAUACUACCCUCAAAAGGCUACUCUCAAAAGCAGCUAGAUGCCCUCAGGUCUGCUGGGGCAUUUGAUGAGCCCCUCUCUGAGCACAUAAUGCAAAACCUGAAAAAUAUCUGUAGGUCUCAGUGUAAAACACCAAUGCUAAUAGACACAAGAGCUAAAGUGUUCACUACAUCAUAUGCAUACCUACAGACAAUUGAUUUUAAUGCACCUGAGCUGGUUGACCUUCCGCUUGUCCUCAUUGAAAAUGACACAAACCUUGUGAAAGCAAGCCAAGCAGUUUUCACACUUCCUAAUUAUCUUGAGUUUAGGCCUUACUUAUAUGUCAUUCAGGUGAAACAUGUGAUGUAUGCUGAAUUUUUCAAGAAGGUUGGUGUUAAAGAAAAGGCCAGUGCCACACAACUCUGUACCAUACUCCAGGAAAUCUACUCGGAGACUGUUGACAAGAAAACACUUCAGCCAAACCAGCAGAGAACAGUCCAACGUGCUGUUCAGCAGCUUUUCGCUCUGAUUAAAGACGAGCCAAAAGCACAACAUUUUUGUGACAACGCACUGUAUCUCCCAUCAACAGACGGGAAGCUCUAUGAAUCACACACGUUGUUUUUCAACGACACUGUCUUUCAAGCCAAUCGAUUGGAGACUUCCCUGGAAACAAAACUGAAACUGCUUGUGAAACUGUACCAAUGUCACCUCGAGAAAGACCCUUUUGAGCAUCAGAAGUUGUUGCAGCUAUUGCCCCAGGGAAUUCGCCCCAAAUUCCUCUCUCAAGUAAUUUCUGAGAGCCUUGCCGGUGUGCAGGUGGACCACUGUGAUUAUGGAAAGGCAUGCAAUUUUAGUGGCUGGUUUGAAAAACACUUGUCUUCCCGUGAAUUUCUACAUGGUCUUAUCUGUUUGAUCAGAGAGCAGAGUGAUGGUACCAUUUCACAAACAGAUGCUGCACGCAUGUGUCAGAGAGCAUUUGGUAAAAUCCAGAUUGUCUGUUGCAAAUCUCUCAAAACUGAGCUUUUGUUGAACCAGGAGCCACUAGAAGGUACCAAGGUGGAAACACAGAUUUAUGUGGAAAAACAGGAAGAUGGCUGCAUCUUCUAUUUGAAACACAACAAUAACAUGGCUCCCAAAGUAGUGACAGAAGUCAACCUCUAUCUAACGAAAGAAAUCAAUGGUCUUCUCAAAAACAUGCUCAAUUCUUUAAGCUUACCAGUCCUUGGCCAGCUUUUGUUAUGUGAAAACAUGGAAGAUGUUGAGAGAGCCUUGCAGCAAAAUGGAAUUCUGAACAGUGUGAGUGACGAAGAAGGACUUUGUAGCUGCCUAAUCCCAGGAACUCCUGUGCCAGAAGAAUGGUACGAUUCCCUUGAUAUGCACCCCCUCAACAGUUUUCAAAAAGGCGAAUACGUAGCCUUCAGAAAAGACGAAUCAAAAAUGGAAUACUUUUUUGCUAUUGUGGUAGAGUGUGUGAAUGUGUGGUCAGGAUCUGGAAGGCAAAUACCCUCAAGAUACAAAGUACAGGUUGGGAAUGAUGAGUGGACUGAAGUAAGCUCUCUUGAUCUCUAUCAGUUUAAGAGAGAAAAGCAAUCAUCAGCUUUGGCCACAAAUGGCACCUGCACAGAAAUUGACAUUAUGCCAGAGUGUAUACCAUCAAGGAAGAGGCCCUUACCACAGAACCUGGAGGAGGCCAAAAGAGACAUAGACCAGAUCUUAAAAGAAAUCUUGAACAUGUCAAAUGAGGACAAAAGGAAGGCUAUUAGACGCCUUUACUUAAGGUGGCAUCCGGACAAGAACCUGGACAACACAGAUCUGGCCAACGAGGCUUUCAAAUAUCUGCUGAACAAAAUUGAUGAGGGAGAGAGUGGAAGCACUGAACCCAACACGUCCUCCAAUUGGAAUGACUUCACAGAUUACUAUACCAGUUGGGACAAUGAGGCAAGGUCUCAUAGGAGGGGACGAGAGCAAUUCUAUCAAAACAAUUCCAGAUGCCGAUAUAACUUUUGGUCACAUUACAGAGAAACCCCAAAACCAGAUAUAGAAGAAGCUAAUCGCUGGCACAGACAAGCACAGUGUGACCUUGCUUCUGCUCACAGCGAAGCUGGAGACAGUGGAAGCCCUGAGUGGUGCUUGUUCAAAGUGCAUCAGGCAGUGCAAAAAGCUCUGAUUGCUACGGAGUACCGGAGGAAUGGACAACACCCUGGCAGCCUCUCUAUCGCAAGCCUCGCGCAGCGGGUGUCCCGAUACGGGACCUGCCUGAGCGAUUUUCCCAGUGCUGUGACUGAGCUCAGGGCACUCGGCGUGGACGCAGACAAAACGCAGUACCCAAACCAUCACCCCUUGCCCUGCAUUCCGAAUGAACAGUUCAAAUCCGAUGACGCAAAAAGGGCAGUGGACAUCGCGGCUGAGCUGCUGCAGCGGCUGCAGCGAUUUAUUGCUGAAUGAUCUGUAUUUCAGUUCUAAAAAACUAGUUCAGAGGCUUGAUUUUAAAUGUAACUGUAGUAAUGUAAAUGUAAAACAUGUUGUUUCAGAAGUUUCUACAUCUCGUAAAUUCCAGAAUUUUCCUUUUGCAUCAUUACAACUUACAAAAAUAUGUUCUAAUGGAUGUUCUUUGUAGUGCUUGAGACAAUAAAUGUUGAAUUAGUAAA
Molecule: messenger RNA, 13111 nt
Organism: Electrophorus electricus (electric eel)
Lineage: Eukaryota; Metazoa; Chordata; Actinopteri; Gymnotiformes; Gymnotidae
Gene: sacs2
Product: sacsin molecular chaperone 2
Source: RefSeq, a predicted model, not a curated record